AAAAAAUAAAAAGCCGAAAGUGAAAUCAAAUAAAAAAAUUAAAUGAAAAAGUUGUUCUAAAGUCUAAAAUUUAAAUUAAAGGUGCAAUUUGAUAAUACAAUAUGGAUUUGGUAGCAGACAAUGAGAGUGAGGUGUUAUGCGAGAAAAUCAUUAACGACAUACAUGCGGUAUUCCUAAAGGACCCAGAUCUCUCCACAUUCGAAAUCAUACCGACCAUUUUGAAUCGCAACAAAUCGCCGGUGGUCCAUGCGGAACAUCAUCUCGGCCUGGAGUCGUGGUGUAUGAAACAUGUCUACGAUCAUUCGCACAAAGCCAUAAUUGGCUAUCGGCGCCAGCAUCAAUCACGCUAUCUGCAACACAGCGACGUGCUGCUGAAGUAUCUGAAUGUGGCGCUGUUAAUUAAUACGGAUGUGGCCACAUUCUGGAAUAUACGCCGCCAAAUGGUGCAGACGAAUCACUUGAAAAUCAAUUGCGAAUUCAAAUUCUCCGCGUUGAUACUGUCGAAGAAGCCGAAAUCGAGCGAAGCCUUCGCCUAUCGCCGUUGGUUGUAUUCGUUUCAGAGUCACGACGCCAUCGAUUGGCCCAGCGAGUUUGGCAUUUGUGAUCGUUGCGCCGAUCGCAGCGCGAAUAAUUACCACGCCUGGACGCAUCGUCAGUGGGUGCUGCAGAAUGCACCCGAUCUGAUACGCUCCGAACUGAUGAUCACCGAAAAGUUUAUGCGCAAACACAUUAGCGACUACAGCAGCUAUCAUUAUCGCCAAACGCUGCUUGAGCGCGCCUACGAAUUGUGCUAUUACGAAGCGAAUGAGCUCGAGCAUUUGCAUAAUCUGAAAGAUUUGAUCAGCUACUAUCUGCAGGAUGAUCUGGAAAUACUCAGCACGGCCGAUGUGCUACAAAUACUGUUGCCCGGCGUCGAUCGUGCAGCGGUGGGCGAACCGCGUCUCAGCUCCUUCCUCUAUUGUUGCAACUUGGCGGCGCAUGAUAUACGCCUGUGUGACGAUCAGAAGCAAUUGUAUGGCGAGCGUGAAUCUUUUGAAAAUCACAGACGCUCAUCGCUGCGUUUCAUUGUGGAGAAUUGUGUGCGUUUGUUGUUGGGCGAAUUGCCCGGUUUGUAUUUGACGCCGCGCACGUAUGCGCAACUGCAGGAGUUCAAUGCCACGCUGAAGAAGUUCGAUUAUGCGUCCAAUACAUUUCUGGCGGCGCUUAAGCGUGCGGAGGGCCAGUUGAGCGACAGCCAUCGCAAAUGGUGCGCCAUCUUUUUGGGCUUCAAUUAUGCGUGAAGCGCGAAAGGAAGUUUGUUUGCUGAAGUUUUAGUGAACUCAUUUUAGAGUUUUAGCGGCGAAUUUGUUUUUCAAAGGAGCACACUCAAAGGAAAUACGCAGAAAGCUUUAUCUUUUUUAUAUACAUAGAUGGCAUGCAAAUAGAUUUUAAUAAUUUUUACUCAAUGCCACCUGAAAGGCUUUUCAUUUAAAAUAUAACGCCGAGCGAAUGUGGAAAGCAUGAAAAGAGUAAUCAAUUUAAAUAAGCAUCGAAUAAGAAAACGUUUGUUGUCUCGACCAUUGUUGAUUGUGGUCAACGCCGUGGCUUAGCAGUGUGCGCCAAAAUUUUUAAGAAUUAUACAAAUUAAUUAAAACUGUUAGUGAUAUCCAGCAACUGGUGUCAAAAAUAUUUAAAAAAAAAAAACAAAAAAAUAAAAAUUAAAAAAGUAAAAAUGUGUAAAAUAUAUUAAGUAAAUUUGUUUAUGUUUUUUUUUUAAUGUAUGUCAGUUUGUCAGACCGUUGUGUUUGCUUUAUGCUUAUAAAUUGUUAUUUUCUUGCGCUACGUUUGAACAGUUCGUUAUAUUAGUUAUAAAAAAAAAACAUAAAAAUACUUCGAGAGAUUGCAUUUAUAAUUUAAUUUAAAGCUAUGAAAAACGAAAUAUUUUAUAUCAUAUCUAUCUGCAUCAAAUCUAAAACUAAGUAAUAUUUUUAACCUCACUUUUUCAUAUGUAUGUAUAAGCAUAAAGACGUAAUUAAAAGAAAAAUUAUUUCAUCGCGUUGACAAACGCAAUUCAUUUUACUCCAAAUACUCUUGUAAACACACAAAUAAAUAUGUAUGUAUAUUUUAAGAAAACAGAAGCGAAACAGAACAAAUAUAUAGUUAGCAUUUAUUAGAGAAUUUUAGCAUGAAUUAAAAAAAAAAUAAAAAAUCAUAAAUGUGUCUGUAUAUUUUAAUGAAAAAUUGUUAAACAAUUGUAAACAAGUGUAAAAAAGACUAUUUUGAAAAAUAUAUACGUGUGU
Messenger RNA from Zeugodacus cucurbitae (melon fly), 2279 nucleotides. It is a transcript of the gene temp, whose product is annotated as protein prenyltransferase alpha subunit repeat-containing protein 1. Gene Ontology annotation, cellular component: cytoplasm. Gene Ontology annotation, biological process: protein prenylation. NCBI's taxonomy places the organism in Eukaryota, Metazoa, Arthropoda, Insecta, Diptera, Tephritidae. The record is from RefSeq and is a predicted model, not a curated record. Gene Ontology annotation, molecular function: protein prenyltransferase activity. The transcript has 3 exons. The coding region runs from base 102 to 1280 and encodes 392 amino acids.